This is a messenger RNA of Morchella importuna, 1995 nucleotides long. RefSeq lists its product as uncharacterized. Gene Ontology annotation, biological process: regulation of DNA-templated transcription; telomere maintenance via telomere lengthening. Bases 1 to 1995 code for a protein of 664 amino acids. Gene Ontology annotation, cellular component: shelterin complex. Gene Ontology annotation, molecular function: telomeric repeat DNA binding. The record is from RefSeq and is a predicted model, not a curated record. NCBI's taxonomy places the organism in Eukaryota, Fungi, Ascomycota, Pezizomycetes, Pezizales, Morchellaceae. The transcript is spliced from 6 exons.
AUGGCGGCGAUCAUACAAGAAGGCCAGAUGUCUGCCCCUACCCAGGGCGGACUCUUUCAAGGGAAAAGAUUCUGGUUGUCAGCGAGAGUUCCCAUGCGCAAAAGAUUUACUGAACAGAUCAAAGUGAAUGGUGGAAACGUUGUCCUUAGUGAAAAGGAUGCCGACAUACUUAUCGUGGAUCACUUAAGGGACCAUACAGGCGACACGGCGUUCUCGUACAAAUUUAUUGAGAAAUCCAUAGAAAAUAAAAAACUGGAAGACUUGGACGAUCACAAAGUUGUGCCCAUGGGAAAGAAAAAGACAUCAAAGGCCAGUGGUCUCAAAGGUCGCAACACUUUUACCAAAGAAGAUGACGACAUUCUCUUCAAAAAACUGGCAUCCGUUGAUUCGGGCUAUCAGGGCAAUAAAAUCUAUCAGGAGCUCCACGCGGAUCAUCCGCACCAUACAAUGCACAGCUGGCGAGGCCGCUGGGUUGACCAUUAUUCUAAACUCGAGGAGUCCCGGUUAAGGUUAAAAAAUUUGAAAAUGACAAGGGAUCAACUGGAAGCUGAAGCGGAAUCGAAUCAAAUAGAUCUGACAGCAAGUGACGAAGAACCAGAGGUUAUUCCAGCUAAAAAUGGUUUGGAAACAUUUACCAAAGAGGACGAGGCUAUCUUACAGAAAAUGGCUUUUGAAAUAUUAGAAAGUUCUGGUGGCACAAUUUAUGAGAAACUGGGUAAACGAAACCCACAACAUACCCCCGAAGAGUGGUCCGCCUAUUUCAACAAGAUAAUGCUUCCUAGGAUCGCUCACAAGGGUACAAAGAAACCAUCAGGCGAGUCCUCAUCUAACGAUCACGAUGAUGAGUCCGAAGAUGAGGAACAGCCAAUAGCUCCUAUUAGCGAGGGGAGGGUUGUUUCCAAGUCUGUUCGGAACAUUGAAGAGGCGCUUGAAUCAACCCCAAGCUCUCUUAAUCUAAAGGGCAAAAAGUUACAGCCCCCCGUAAACACCCAAUCCCCGCUACGCACUAUGAGUGUGAGAGAAUCACCAAGACACUGGAGUAAGGAGGGAAAUAAACCAUUGGCAGAACUUCAACCUCACAAGAAUGCAACUAAUCCUUCAAUUGGGCAAAUAAAACCUACCACGAAGGAUAUUUCAAAAGCCAUUGACGAAACAAUAGCCACAGAUAUCCCAGAAAACCUGAUACAGCAAAAACAACGAAAGAAAGACGAACCCAAUAAGGGCAAGGCCCCUGAAAUCACUCCUCUAUCUCAUGAUAAAGUCCAGUCUGAUAUUCCACAAAAUAACCAAAAACGGAAACGUGAAAAGGAACCCCCUCCACCGGAGCAGAGAAAAAGAAAAAGAAAUUUUCACGAUGUGAUCGAAUCUACGCCUGAGGCUGAACCAAUCAUACAAUCUCGUGUGCUCUCUCCAGAACUUGGUGAAAGUUCCCAGAAGAGUUCCCCGCCUGUUAUCAAGAACAAAGGGAAGUACGGUGAAAUGAGCACACAGGCGUUAUAUGAUCAGCUGGAUGGGGGGGAGUUACUCGCAGAUAUGGAAUUCCCUGAGUUGGAACUUCCAAGCACACCUACUUCUAGUCCUGCAGCACCACCACCGCCGCUCCCGAAAGAACAGGCUACCACACCAACUAAACCCUUGCCGAAAGCCCCUGCAUCUGCAUGGGAAUCUUCGCCUACUUCCCCUAAAGAUGGCGACUCGGGUAGCAUAAUGGAAAUGAGUGUAUUUCUUGACUAUUGCCAGGAGAAAUAUAGGACAUCGGAAAAAAAGGUUAUCGACGCAAUUGAGAGAACUAACGGGGUUAGAGCGUUGGUAGAGGUGAUAUUGAGAUGCGAUGCCGCAGGGAAAGCGCCGCCUGAUCUCCCAGGGAUAUGGACCCGAGAGCAAGAUCAAAUUCUCCUGGGAGCAGAUGGUAAGGGAAUAAAGGAGUUGGCGGAAACUAAAGGGGAACAAAUGAUUAAGAGGAUGGAGUUUUUGAAUAUGUGGAAUAGGGCUUGA